This is a messenger RNA of Mobula hypostoma (lesser devil ray), 1687 nucleotides long. RefSeq names its product glutathione S-transferase omega-1-like. Lineage: Eukaryota; Metazoa; Chordata; Chondrichthyes; Myliobatiformes; Myliobatidae. Gene Ontology annotation, molecular function: glutathione transferase activity; glutathione dehydrogenase (ascorbate) activity. The transcript is spliced from 6 exons. The record is from RefSeq and is a predicted model, not a curated record. Bases 292 to 1029 code for a protein of 245 amino acids. Gene Ontology annotation, biological process: glutathione metabolic process. Gene Ontology annotation, cellular component: cytoplasm.
CUUCCGUGGGUGUGAUGGCGCCUUGCUUCUGACACUCACCGCCCACUGGGUGCUUGUUCCCUCCCUCUGUUCCAGCGCCUGGAACCUCCCCUCGCGCCUGUGCAGGGCGGCGACGGGCAGAAUGGCCGUCAGUUUGCCACGUUGCUGGGCAUAUUUGCGCAGUUUUUCAGGCCCCGCCUGUCCGGGCGCAGCUCCGGAGAGAGGCCGCGGGUCGGAGCUGACUGAACAGUCAACAUUCCUGGCUGGCUGCGUCUACAGCCAAGUGCCCUCGCUCGCUUCCCCUCCCUCCGAAUGAAAGCAGCCUGCAGCAUGUCCGCGAAAGCACUGGCCAAAGGAUCCCCCGCCCCUGGGCCUGUGCCUGAGGGAAUGAUUCGUCUCUACAGCAUGAAGUACUGUCCUUUCUCACAGCGCACUCGCCUGGUGCUGGAGGCCAAGGGAAUCAAGUACGAAACCAUCAAUAUCAAUCUGAUGAACAAGCCAGACUGGUUCUUCGAGAAGAACCCUCUCGGCCUGGUGCCAGUGUUGGAGACCGAUGUGAAACAGCUGAUCUACGAGUCUGCAAUCACCUGUGUGUUUCUGGAUGAGUGUUACCCCGGGAGACAGCUGCUGCCCACAGAUCCCUACGGGAAGGCCAAACAGAGCAUGCUGUUGGAACACUUCCGUACGUUCCUAGGUUGCAUCUACAAGAUCACUGCGGCUAAAGGAAAAUCCGAAGAUACGUCCGCACUGGAGGAAGAACUGCGGGCUCAACUCAGCCAGUUAGAACAGCGUUUGGCUGAGUCGAAGACCCUGUUCUUUGGAGGUGACAAUGUGACCAUGGUUGACUACAUGCUGUGGCCCUGGUUCGAGCGACUGGAAGCCUUCUCCUUGAGCGAGUUUCUGGAUCGCACCCCAGCACUCAGGAACUGGACACAGGCCAUGAUGGAAGAUCCUGCUGUCAAGGCAACAGCCAAUGAUGCUGCAGCCCACAGAGGCUUCUACAAGCUGUACAGCCAGCGGAGCCUGGAGGCUUGUGAUUACACUCCCUGACCUGCACACAGUUGUGGGUUGCUGCUGUAGCUUAUCCUCACUGUGGUUAUAUCAUCUGUCAUCACACUGUUUGGGACAUACUUCUGCAACUACUGACUGGGUUGUGUGGAUAAGCUCUGGUGUCUGGUUGGCGGUGGAAUUGUUCAGGCAAAUUUGUGUAAAGAAUAAUUGAAUUUCAGCUCAUUAAGUUUAAAAAGAGUUCUCUGUCCAGGCUGUUAGAUAGGUAUAUUUGUAUUUCUGAAGGAUUUAUUUUGUCUCUGUUAUACUGGUCCUGAACACUAUUUGAUAAUCAUAUGGUUUAUAUAUAUACUCAGCAUGUCCCUUGGUGGGUUUAAUCUACUCUCCUUCCUGUUGGUGUUUGAAAAUAACUACAUGCUGCUUCUGUCACUGCUACACAGUGUUUAUUUCUGUCUCUUCAUGUAACAACACUUCUGUCCUCCACUGAAUCGAUAUGUGUUGGUCACCAGAGUCCCACACACUAGGAACACAGUGACUGAUUGAUUUUCUGUAAGGCAGGUGUUCGCUGUGCUCACUCCCAUCCCCAAAACUAAUGAGAGUCAAGUCUGUACCCAUGAUCCUGAUUAUAAACUAUAACAUAAUAAUCUUUCAUUGAACUGGUUAAGUCCAUUAACGGGAGCCUUUAAUUAGACUCAGAGGA